This is a messenger RNA of Drosophila novamexicana, 1193 nucleotides long. RefSeq lists its product as uncharacterized. Gene Ontology annotation, molecular function: oxidoreductase activity. The transcript has 2 exons. The coding region runs from base 236 to 1084 and encodes 282 amino acids. Lineage: Eukaryota; Metazoa; Arthropoda; Insecta; Diptera; Drosophilidae. The record is from RefSeq and is a predicted model, not a curated record.
UCGACAUAUUAUGACAUUACAUUUUACAUGUUAAACGUUUAUUUAAAAUAUUGAUCUGGAUUAAAUUUUAAAAUUAAAACGCGGUUGGGCAACGCCGUCGCUUGUUCACUUGCUGCUCAGACCGAGAGAGCGAGAGAGAGAGAGAGAGAGAUAACGAAAGCAGUGAUAACGUGAUAAUCGCGGUUCUCGCUGGAUUGUCCAUUGUGAACCAUUUUGCAAAAAUUCAUUCUGCGCAAUGUCCGACAAUCUGAAAGUGAAUCAGCCGGGCAGCACGGCCCAGUUUACCAUGUUGCCAACAUCAGUGAUCACCUACGGCAUGGUGCACAAGCUGGAAUGCGUCCAGGAGCGCAAAGUAACGCUGCCCACGCCCGAAAAUGACGACGCCGCCGCCGCCGGCGAGCCAAAGGAUCAGCAGCCGCAGGUGACGUACAAGUCGAACUCGCCCUGCCUGAUGAUAGUGUGCGACGAUGGCGAUCUGAACAGCGCCAAGCACCAUGUGGUUGCCUCGCUGCACGAUCCGUUCGCGGAGCACGCGGUGGCCACGCUGCUCAUCCAGGAGAGCGUGCGCGAUUCGUUUCUGGAGCGCGUCGUCGAGUGCUUGGAGCCGCUCGAUCCGCAAAUCGCCAAUCAUCCCAAUUAUGUGCGCUCUGUGGCCAAGCUGCAGAAGCUGAAGGCGGAGACAAUUGUUGGCAAUCCGAAGACGGUGCCAGCGAAUGCCACGCCCAUGCUGGUCAGCGAUAUAUACCAUAAUUUUCUGGGCGACGGACCCACGGGCAUCAUCACCAUGCACACCUUCCGCACACCCAAAGACGCCACCCAGGUCAAUCAGAAGGAGACGCUCGUCUAUGGCUCGGUCAGCAUCUGGAACGAGAAGCUGGCCAGCCCCUACGAGGUGUGCACCCUGCUCAAAAACGAGAUCUUCAUGAUCAACUGCUACAACAUCGAUCUGGCCCCGAUCCAGGCCUCCUUUGCCAUGGGCAAGAACGAUGCCAAGAUCAUCAAUGGCUACCACUACGAGACCCUCACGACCAAUCACAAGCGCAAGAUCAUUGUCUUUGCCGUCGGCACCAUCUUCGCCAACUGAUCGGAUGACGGGGAUCUGCAAGGCUCCACAAGGUGCUCCACUAGCUUUUAACUAACUGUUAUCCCGAUCGUAUAUAUAUAUAGAUAUAUACACACAUAUAUAAGUCCGA